Messenger RNA from Pistacia vera, 977 nucleotides. Its product is annotated as lysine-rich arabinogalactan protein 18-like. Gene Ontology annotation, cellular component: plasma membrane. The transcript is spliced from 2 exons. The record is from RefSeq and is a predicted model, not a curated record. The coding region runs from base 48 to 701 and encodes 217 amino acids. NCBI's taxonomy places the organism in Eukaryota, Viridiplantae, Streptophyta, Magnoliopsida, Sapindales, Anacardiaceae.
CUAUUGCUAGUGUCACUAGCUAAACCUCUGCGUAAUCUUUUCAAAACAUGGAUCAGAAAUGCGCAAUCGCGUUUGCAUUUGUGUGCAUCAUUGUCGCCGGUGUCGGUGGCCAGUCUCCAGCUGCCGCGCCCACAAAAACUCCAGUAUCCGCUGCCCCACCGACAACAGCUCCCGUUAAAGCUCCUGUUACAGCCCCUGUAACAGCUCCUGUUACAGCUCCUGCGAAAGCCCCGGCGAAGCCGAAAUCACCCGCUCCCGUUGCGACCCCGGCAACUGCUCCAACUAAAGAGACUGUUCCUGCUCCUGUCGAAGCACCGACAUCAACUCCUCCCGCAGCUGCGCCCGUGAGUUCGCCGCCAGCUCCAGUUCCAGUGGCGAAAUCCCCUCCAUCACCCGCCCCAACAACUGCUCCGGAGGCCGCCCCUGUAGCUCCAGUGGCUGCUCCUACUACUCCUGUGGAGGUGCCGGCACCGGCUCCAAGCAAGAAGAAGAAGCCGAAGAAGCACAUUGCUCCUGCUCCAGGCCCGGCUUUGUUGGGCCCACCUGCGCCACCUAAGGAGGCUCCGGGACCGAGCUUGGAAGCAUCUGCUCCCGGCCCAUCUGUGGCGGCCGAUGAGAGUGGGGCAGAAACGGUGAAGGGCGUACAGAAAUUGGUGGGUGGACUGGGCGUUGGAUUGGGUGUGAUCGCUUUGAUGUUCUAGAGAGAUGAUUACUCAUAUACCCCCACCCCCUCAUGUGUCACUUUAAUUACGGCUUUAGUUUCACUUUUGAUGAUAUUUAAUUGCCAUUUGUUUGUUUGAUUACAAAUUAGUAUUUAUUGUUAUGAAUCUCUGAGCUGGUGCCUACCAUAUAUUGCUUUGUAUUUAUUCUUUUGGUGAAGCUUGAGGUUGAGGGGAUAGGAGACACUCUUUAAUUCAUUACUUCUGGACUCUUGUAGCCUGUCUAUUACAUCUUUUUCUUUGCUUUGCUUUUCUUUC